AUGUCGGCCCCGUUGGUCAAGGUGCUGCACCGAUUGCAAGAGCUAUUCCAUAACGUGGUCUCAGUGCUCGAAAGCAUGCUGCUCUUCCCCUCCCUCUUCCGCGGCCUGUCCCACCGACGCCGGAGACCCUUCCUCGGUGCCCAUUGGCGACGCCGCAGCCUCGAUGAUUUCGCCGAAGAGGUCGAAUCCCUCUGCUCCACACCGCUAUCAACGCGCAGUAUGCUCGACAUGUCGGAGAAGAUCCGCGCACAGUUCCGCGAGUGCCUACAAACGAGUCCGUGUUGCAUGCUGCCAUCGUAUAACCACGCGCUUCCCGCUGGGUCAGAGAAGGGUCUCUUUGUGGCGUUGGAUGUGGGCGGAUCGACAUUCCGCGUAGCUUUGAUCGAAUUGAACGGCCGGGAUGAGGAAGUGCGGAUUCUGAAAGAGUCAUCCGCGUACAUUGAUAAUGGGGUUAAGAUGCUGGAAGGUACUCUAUUUUUCGAUUGGAUGGCAGAAAGAAUUGAUUCUACGCUGAAGGAUCUGGGUUCGGAGUACGGUCAUGGCGCCGUGCCGCUGGCGAUGGGUCUGUCCUGGUCAUUCCCUAUUGAGCAGAUGUCCCACAGCAGCGGAUUGGUGAUUCACAUGGGCAAGGGCUUCAAGUGCUCCGAAGGCACACUAGGGCAGGAACUAGGUGGUCUCAUCAACGAGUCUUGCCGCAAGCGCAACCUGAACGUAGAGAUCGCUGCUAUUGUGAAUGAUGGCUCUGCGGCUCUUCUUUCUCGUGCCUAUGUCGAUUCGAAGACUCGCAUGUCUCUGAUUUUGGGUACCGGUACCAACGUUGCGAUUCACUUCCCCGUACACGAGGUCGGUAUGUCGAAAUUCGGAACUCGUCCGGAGGGCUGGUUCGACUACGCCAAGCACGUCAUUAUCAACACCGAGAUGAGCAUGUUUGGCGGAGGCGUGUUGCCUUUGACCCGAUGGGACGACGUGCUGAACCGCACCCACUUGCGUCCCGACUACCAGCCGCUUGAAUACAUGAUCACAGGCCGGUACCUGGGCGAGAUUGUUCGCCUGAUCAUCGUCGAGGCUGUCGAGACUGCUCGUCUGUUCAACGGCGAGCUACCACACUCCAUGCGCGAACCCUACUCCUUCGAUACCAGCAUUGUCGCCUUCCUCGAAGACGACUCCUCCGCUACCCUCUCCGCCUCCGCCGCUCUCCUGCAAAAGCAGCACACCUUCCCCACCCUCCCCUCCGUCGAGGACCUCCGCUUCCUCCGCCGCGUCUGCAAGGCCGUCUCCCGCCGCGCAGCCGGCUAUCUUGCAACUGCCAUCCACAGCAUGUGGUGUCUACGCAACGAGGCCGAAUUCCCAGUCUCCACCUCUAUCCACGACUCCCUCGACAAGGAAACACCCGAAAUCACUGUAAUCGAAAGCGAAGACAACCCCAAGAGCCUAUCAAUCGCCUGCGAUGGCACCGUCAUCAACAAAUACCCCGGCUUCCGCGAUACCUGCCAGGACUACCUGAACCAGCUAAGCGAAGAAUCUCACCCGGGUACCGGCGCCUCAAUCCGCCUCAACCCUGCGCCAGAGAGUGCCAUUCUCGGCGCUGCAGUUGCAGUAGCCGUGGCCGUGGCUGAGAAGUCCGCUCAGCGCUAA
Molecule: messenger RNA, 1635 nt
Organism: Penicillium antarcticum
Lineage: Eukaryota; Fungi; Ascomycota; Eurotiomycetes; Eurotiales; Aspergillaceae
Product: putative hexokinase
Exons: 1
Coding region: 1-1635 (544 amino acids)
Biological process (GO): intracellular glucose homeostasis; glucose 6-phosphate metabolic process; glycolytic process
Cellular component (GO): cytosol; mitochondrion
Molecular function (GO): mannokinase activity; glucokinase activity; D-glucose binding
Source: RefSeq, a predicted model, not a curated record